Messenger RNA from Neurospora crassa OR74A, 6084 nucleotides. RefSeq lists its product as hypothetical. Lineage: Eukaryota; Fungi; Ascomycota; Sordariomycetes; Sordariales; Sordariaceae. The record is from RefSeq and is a predicted model, not a curated record. The coding region runs from base 1 to 6084 and encodes 2027 amino acids. The transcript has 3 exons.
AUGACGUCCACAACUUCUCCAACAACCCAACCCCCCUCCUCCUCAUCUGCAUCCUUCGCCUCGCCCCCGUCCGUCGUCGUCACCGACAAAGAUGACCUCCCCACCCUCCUCAUCCAAAUGCAAGAAACCAUUUCCCAAAUCCACACCACCAUCAUCACCCUCCAGCCGCCCUCCGCCGAGCCCGACUACGGCGCCGGCGGCGGUGAUCCCUAUCCCAUCGCCUCCCCCGAGGAACGCCUGAAAAUCACCGACCUCGUCACCCGUCGGGAGUCCGCCAUUCGCUCUUUGCUUAAUGCCUUUACGGCCGAGACACAAUUCCUCUCGCAGAAGCGGCGGGUGGAGCGCGAGGAGAUGCUAGAGAGGAGAAGGGCGGAAGAUGCAGAGCUGCAGAGGCGAAGGAGGGAGGAGGAUGAGCUGUGGGAGGAGAGAUUAAGGCAAGAGGAUGAAGAGAGGGAGCGCACGCUGGAGAAGGAGAGGGGGGACGUGGAGAGGGAGACGGAGGCGUUGAUGGGGGAGAUUGAAAAGGCGUGGGAGAGACGGUGGGAGGAGGAGGUGGGGAGGUUGAGGGGGUUGGAGGGGCGGAGGAAGGAACUGAAUCGGUUGAUUGAGGAAAAACUCCAAGUCCAUACGGAGACUCCGUUGCCGCUUAACUCGAGAGCUAUUCGAGAGGCGAGAAAGGCGAGUGCCGCCCAGAUGCUUGAACCAGAGCAACCUUCUCAAGCCCAGGAGGAGCCAGUCGAGACACAUGUCAACGAAAGGGGUUACCUCCCCGCUGCAGCGUUCGAGAACGCUCCUCCCGACUCUGGCAGAUAUUACAAACUUCCCGACAGCGAAAGCGAGCAAGAAGAGGAAGAGGAACCACUUCCACAAGACGCCCCGGUCGAAGAAACCGGCUCGGAACUCUCCCACCUCAAAGACAAGAUGGCAUCAAUGAGCAUGGACGACCUCCUCAAUAGACCCGACGAGCUUAGUGUUGCUGCCCCCGUAGCCGUUGCUGUCUCGAGACCUACCUCUCCCGUUGCCCGGACUCUCUCCGCCGCUGCUGUCGGCAUGGAGGAAGACAUGGAGGAAGAUGUUGCUAAUACCGUAUCUGUUGGAGAUUUAGCUGCUGCGGAAGAAACUUCUGAUGAGCCCGUCCCGGAAGACAAACCGUCUGAUCCCCUUCGAGAACGGAAGGUGGAGAUCGAGACAAAAACCACAGAUACCAAGACAAGCCUGGUGGACGUGGAGUUUCGAGGGCUUCCAUUCUCUGAGUAUACGAUGGACAGGAACCCUCGUUCGGCUGGGUUCGCGGAGGUCGAUGAAGAGGGGGAGGAGGUGGAAGAAGGGGAGGAAGGGCAGCAUUGUGGGUUGCCGGUUGGGCAUCAUCACGUCGGAUCUAAUGAUACUGCCCCUGUUGUUGUCGAGCGGGCUGCUACGGAAGAGUUCCGGGGGAGGCAUGAUAGUUUGGGGAUUAUUCAUCCUCCUGCUGCCCCUGCAGAGGACGGCCACAGGGGCGCCAGAGUGGAAGAAACAGAUAAGGCUGGACGAGGGACAGGCUCGAGCCCGGAGUCGGAAACUUCUGAUUACACACCUUACACACAAGCUCCCUUUGAUUUUGCGGUCACGUCUGCUGACCAUGAAGCCGACCAUGGCAUCGACACUCAUACCAAACCUCCCGAUACCGAAAUCCCUACCUCUACAGACCAUGCAAAUUUGAACCCUCCCGAAACCGGCUUCCCUACUACACACCCAACCAACCCUCCAGACACCGCCCCUGCCAAUGCCGAUUCCAAUACCGACACCGAAACCAACCGAACCUCAGCCUCAACCUUGGAACCAACUCCAGAAGAAACUUCCCACACUGAUCUCCCCGACACCGUCCCCACCCUCCUCACAAUCCCCUCCAACGUAGACACAAACGCAGAAGCGGACUCCUCCAUCUCCACUGCCUCCGAACGCGGUUCCUACACGGACAUCAACGAGCCCACAUCUCCUCUUUCUCCCACGGCCGCCAAGGCGAUGGAGGAAGAUGACGAUGCGGAUUUCGUUCCUGAGCAGUGGCAGGGUGGAGAGGACGUGCAGUUACAGGGUAUGGAGAGGGAGGGUGAGGGAGAACAUGUGAUGGGGCAAGGGCAAGGGCAAGGGCAAGGGCAGAAGGAGGGGGAGGUGCUGUUGGAUGAGAUAGAGGAUGUCCUGGAUGAUGACCUGCUUGAGCCUGAUGAACAAGAUGUUGAUCAUCAUUCUGUGGAGAGGGCUCAGGGAUGUAUUGAUUUGGCUGUUGCGGAGAUUGAGAGGGAGUGGGAGCGGGAGCACCAGCAUGAACAUGAACAAGAACAUGAGGGAGAGGAAGAGCGGGAGCAGGGCGUCGAUGAAGAAGCAGCGCUGCAGAAGGAAGUCAUAGAGAAAGAAGUCCUCCAAGGCUUGGUCGAUGACCCUGUCGGUCCGGCGCAUGAUGGGCGUUUCGAACUGCAGGAGGAGGCAACGAGAGCGAGGGGAGUGUUGGAGCCGUAUGCCAGUGAGGUGGAUUUGGGACAGGGUGCGGCACAUGAUCAGGAGGAGGCGCAAAAGUAUGAAGAGGCGGAGGGUCCGGUUAUGGGUGUGGAAGGGGUCGCUGAGCCCUGCGUUACCAGGGUGGAAUUGCAUCCUCCUAGUCAUGGGCCUGAGCAUGAAGAUGAGUCGGAGCCUGAGCCUGUCCCGGUUGAGGAGCUCGUCAGGGAGCAAGAGGAGAUGGGCCUAGGUCGACCCGAACCACACGACUUGGCCGAGUUUGGACACGACGAGGGUCAUACACCAGUACAGAUCCUCGACAUGGACCGCCAUCCCCUCGACCCUUCCCACAUCCCUUUUGCCGUUGGCGUGGCCCUCACCCACAGCGAACCAGUGCAGAUGCACCACACUCCCAUCGAAGAAGGCGAUCAUGAACCAGCGCAUUACUUCGUCAACCAGCAUCACGUCCCGCACAGCACCGACGACUAUUACACCCCGGCUGAAUCCCCUCUUCAUCGUUACGAUCACCACCAGGAGCAUCUUGAUGAUUCGUAUGCUUCUCACGACCAUGCGGCGGACCAGGAGGCAGAUGAGGAGGUACACCGCGAGCGCGAGGUUGCCGACGUUAGUGAAGAAGUGGAAGAAGACGUCCAACCUCGGUACCAGCUCUACGAGAGACCUUAUACGCCUAGCGACUUGGCUCCUACUCCUGGGUUGGAGGCCAGUUUUCAUUCUGCUGAACACGCCGCUAGCAUGGAUGGACAGCCAGAGGUGGUCGUUACUUUGCAGCCUGACACUCGAGAAAAGACUGCUGAUGACCAGCGGGAUGAUUGGCCGGGAAAUGACCAUGAGACUGAAGACGAUGAUGAUGAUGAAGUGGGCCAUCAGCUCGAGCGCGUCCCUAGCCGACAGGAUGUCACGGAAGAAGCAGAGAGUCAUGGACCAAGUGUGGAUGACUUCCCUGCUACUGCUGAGUAUCAGCAUGCUGAGCAAUCUGGGGACAUGCAUCAUCGUGAUAUGGAGCCUGGUCCUGAGCAUCACAGUCAUCAGGAAGACUACAACGAAGACGUCCAUGUCCAAGAAGCCUUGUCGUCCGAGUCUGAAAGCGAGGACUUUGAGGGUAGGGAUGAUCUUGUGACCCACCAUCUUGAUGUGAUUGCUGAGGAAGUGUGUGACGAAGGUGAACCUGAGUUCAGCGAUGGUGUUGAGCGGCGUGACAUGGCUGCCGAGGCAGAGAAACAAACCGAAGGUCAUGUUGGUGAUGAUGAGGGUGAAGCUGCUACUGCUGCUUUUUCCGACGAACAUGACGUUCCCGUGGAUGAAACAAGCAACGCGACACUCUUCUCCAGCGACAUUGUCCAGUCCGUGGCUGAUGCCGAAGAGAGAACAGAAGGUCUUAUCCCCCCUCAUGAUACCGUUGAGUCAGUACCGGAUGACGUUCACGGCUAUGACAUGGAGCCGAAUACCCACACCUUUGUCCGUGAGCAACAUGAGACCAAAUGCACAGGAGGCUCUGAUGUUGACAACUUGACCGAGGACUCCGUGUAUGAAAGAAUCGAUGAAGGAGGUACCGAGACCAGAUCCUCUGAGGGGCGGCCUGCUUUCGAUGAAGCUCCUGACUUAGAGGCUGCCCACCCUGUAACGGAAAAAGAGCAUGCCUCGCAUGAGCACCACGAAGCAGACGAAGACCAACAACCUCAUGAUAGCCGUGAUGACAACGAGUACGACCCCUUUCGCUACUCGUCCCCUAAGACGAUUGCUGAAGAGCAUGUGACUCCCGCGGAGUAUCCCGACGUCCAAGGAUCAUCUGACAAGAUCUUGAGUGUGGAGGAGCCGACGUCUGUGUUGAGCCAUGAACAGGCGGCGAGGGCUGAGAAGAGUUUGGCAGAGGAGUUAGAGGGUGUUGGUGAGGAGGAGGCUCAGGAGAGUGAUUAUGAGGGUCAACAUGACAAUCACAUUGAAUACAACGACGAAGGGCAGAAUAUUCAGCAAGAGGAGCAUCAUGCUGAGCAGUCCCCUGUUGGGCAGGUGUCGGUUGAGGACCAGACUGACCGUGGUUAUCAGCCCAGUGGUAAAGAGGAGGAGACAGUUGCUGAUGAUGGUCACUCGCACAACCACGACAAGGCCGACGCCCAACCGUCACAGCCAUGUGAGCCUCCAGUCCUGCAACUCACAGAGCCUAGCGAUACCGAAAACGGCGAGUUCCCUUCGGAGACCUCCUCCAUCUCUUACCAUCCGCAUGCUGUUACAAGGGGGGAGGACAUGGGCAGGGAUUGGAGCGAGGUAGACCAGUUCUUGUCUGAGUCGGAUUAUGAGGAUGAGGUCAAGGAAUCUGAGCAUGUUGAAGAGACUGGUGUAGCUGCUGAUACCGUUGCUCAUGCUCAUCCUUCCGUUAAUGUUGACAUUGAUGCUGAGGUCGAAGCAGCUCUGGAGACCCCGGUCACUGAGGCCAAACCCGCCGACGACACGGCUGAGCGACAAGAGCGCCAUGAUGAUCACGUCGGGAAUCAUCACUCCCCUGAGCCUGCGCAAAGCCAAGAGACGAAUCUCGAAACUCAAGGCCAUAUGUCCCACGACACCCAACAGCAACCCAAAGAAGAAGAGGAAGAGCUCGUCUCCCACCACGUAACUAACCGCGCCUCACGCUCCGACACCGUCAAUACCGCCGCCACUUUCGCCACAGCCGACACCUCCGGCACCGUUCCCACCGCCUCCUCCCCUCAAUCCGCUCGCAGCGGGACAACCCUCUCCUCCGGUCCUAGUUCCCCCGUCGAAGAAUCUGGACAAGACCCGCGGAUCCGCGACAUGGACAGCGUCGGCGACAACAUCGGUCGUCCGCGCGGUGGCAGUUCGUUGACCGACGCAGGGACUGAUUACAGCGGCGGCGGGUACGGUGACAGCCUAGCGCAUGACAAGGAGCAUGAUAUAACGAACAGGGCGUCAACACCAAAAAUAAUGGAGAUGUGGCACCAGCGAGAGGCCAGCCUUUCUCGUAAUGAGGAGGUGAGGCUCUCAGGGGAGAGUGUUGGCUCUUCCAGCCAGAACCGUGUCACAUCAAGCAGCGGCAGUGGCAGCGGUAGCACCGGAGGAGGAGGAGAAAGAGGAGGAGGCAGCUCCCUCUUCCAACGCAUGCGCUCCGUCUUUGAACAAUCCUCCUCCUCUCCCUCCUCAGCAUCGGCGCCAGCUGCUUCUACCUCCAGCAACCGCGUUUCCAUGCCCUCCUUCUUCACCAAGUCUCACGCUGCCAGCCCCUCGCAGUCUGCCUCUGUCUUUGAGAGUACAGUUGUAAAACAAAGACCGAUGAGCACUUCUCCGUAUCCUGCCUAUUCCAGCUCUCAUCAUAAGAAUCUUAAUGGUUACGGACCCCCUGCAUCCACACGGUCAACAGAACGAGUAGAAGCCGAAGAAGCAGGUGAAAAUAGGGGUUUGCUUCAUCGAGAUGCCGCUGAGGAUACCUCAAGCGAGGGCUACGGCGAGGAGUACGAGCGUGAAAGGGAAAGAAGAGAAGAAAGGAGGAGGGAGGAGUGGAGAGAGGGACAACGUGCUUAUGGCGAUGAGAGUGCUGGUACAGUGAGUACCUCUCGGUAUGACUACGGGGAGUAUGGGCCGGAGUAA